CUGUCUCUCUCUCUCUCUCUAUGUCUCUCUCUCUGUCUCUGUCUCUCUCUCUCUCUCUCUCUCUCUCUCUCUGUCUCUGUCUCUGUUUCUCUCUCUCUCUCUCUCUCUAUGUCUCUCUCUCUCUCUCUCUCUCUCUCUCUCUCUGUCUCUGUCUCUGUCUCUGUCUCUGUCUCUGUCUCUCUCUCUCUGUCUCUCCCCAGGUGGUCCAGUUGCUGCUGUGUGACCUGCUGCUGGUGAUGCGGACCAACGUGUGGCGUCUGCAGCAGAGCUCCAGUCCCGGGGGUCUCUCCUUGCAGGCCUCCCCGGCCGAGCUGCACGGCUUCCAGCAGGACCUCUCCUCCCUCAGGAAACUGGCCCAGAGCUUCAGGCCCGCCAUGCGCAGGUUGUUUCUUCAUGAGGCAACCGCCAGGCUGAUGGCUGGGGCCAGUCCCACGCGGACACAUCAGCUCCUGGACCGCUCGCUCAGACGCAGAGCCACCCCCGGAGCAAAGACAGAGGAGUGUGAGAUGCGUCCUGGCCAGAGGGAGCAGGCUGAGGCGGUAAUGUUGGCGUGUCGCUACCUGCCUCCCUCCUUCCUGUCGGCACCGGGGCAGCGGGUGGGCAUGCUGGCGGAUGCAGCCCGGACACUGGAGAAGCUGGGGGACAAGCGCACCCUUCACGACUGCCAGCAGAUGAUCAUUAAGCUGGGCAGCGGCACCACUGUCACCUCUGCCUAGACUAUACAGAGAGACAGACCAGCCCCCCCCCCCCCCCCCCCCCCCCCUCUCACACACACACACAAAUGGAUGAAGGAGGUUUUUGGCAUUUGGCCUGCGGCUGACGAACAGACAUACAGACAGUCUAACUAGACAUUGAGAAUCAUAUCAGGCAUACAGACAGACAAAUAAACAUACCUGACAGUUACCUGCCAUUAGUUUCAUAUCACCUGUCAGUAGACAGCUCUCAGAGUGACAGUUUAGCAGGGGAGGACUUCACCCCAGUAAAGUGUUGCUAUUGACAUUGUUGACAUGGUCUGUCAUGUAAGCUAGUCAUCAUCCACCAGGAUAUAUAGGUUCACGGUUCUGUUUCUUUUCUAUUCCCCUGCGUGAAAUGCACUGUAGUGGCGGAGUGUGUCCACUGGGUGGGGUUCUGGCGCCCUCUGCAGGACUGAAGGUGUGAUGGCUGGGAAUGUGUGUGAGAGAGGGUGAGAGAAGUGGAAAGGUUUUUACCUGCAGUUAUACACUACUAGCCCCAUGUUUUGAUUGGACGAUGCACCUUACAAAGCGAAGCACUCUGUUGUGAUUGGCGUGUUUAAACAGUUGCUGUCUGUCUGAUUGGCUGCGGUGGGAGGAGCAAACUGCGUUGGGACAGACUGGUCUUUUUGAGGAGCACAACAUUUCAGAAAAAAAUAGAAAUAUAUCGCAUAGAGCAGACGAGUUUCUCUAUCAUGUUGAAAAGAGGACCAUGACAGAUCUAUACAUUGUGUUUCUAUCUGCGAUGGUCUGAAAUGUUGCAUCUCUGUCACGUCUUUUAAUCUGCACUGGCCCAGAGGGGCUGUAUUUGAGGAGUUCUGUAAUAUUGUGGCUUUUCCUUUUCAUAUUAUUUUCUUUAUUGUUGUUGCUGUGUAUAUAUUUUACAGUGUAUUUAUAAUCUGUCUUUGAUUUGUUCUGCUGAUCAGUUUUUUCCAUUGCUCGGGUGAUCAUUAUUACUUCCCACCCUCAUUGUGUAGCAUAGGCAGAGGCUUGGGGUCCAAUGGGGAGUAUGUAUUCAUCCCAAAUGGCACCCUAUUCUCUAUAUAGUGCACUACUUCCUAUAGACCCUAGUCAAAUGUAGUGCACCACAAAAGGGAAUAGGGUGCCAUUUGGUAUGUGUUACUUAACCUAUGUUUGUUGCCAUAGUUGGUAAGUGUAUCAAAAAAGGGGACAGUGUCCAUGUGCUUUUGGGGCAAAGGAGUGUCAAAGACCACUCAAUAUUGUCAUCAGACUCAUGUGAGCGUUUGCACUGUUGCGCAAGGUAUGUGCUGCCAUUAUGAUGAUAUCAGAAAGAGUUGCAGGUGAGUCCUCGAGCGAUAGGCUCCAGUCUAGGGUUGAGCUGCCGGGUCACCCAUAACACAACAUUGACUUUAAUGGGAAUGUCCAUUCUAGUAAUAAUUUUUCUAUGGUGGUAUGACCCCCCCCCCCCCCCCCCCCCCCCCAAGUCACUCCGUUGAAGACCAAUAGCUUACAAAAGAGCCUGAGUCUCAUCUAGUAUUUCUAGAUCUCAUGAUUUAAUUGACUCUUGUUAUUAUCAUCUCUUCUUCAAAAGAAGGCCUGUAGCGAGGCUGACACACCCUCUUGUAGUCAGGCCCCUGGGUCCUGUUCACUAGGCCCCAAAUGGAAGAAAAUAGUUUGUUCUUGUCCAAUAAGAAACUGUCCUUUUUGUUUUCCGUUGCGAAACGUUUUUAAAACGUGUUCUCCUUUUGAACAGGGCCCAUAUGUUAAAAAGACAGAGAGAGAGAGGUGUGUGUGUACAACCCUGUUCCAGAACCACAGUUUUUGUUUUCAGAAGACUGUAAAAGCCCAUUUGGUUCUUUAGCAUGCUUUUGUUGUGUUUAUCCUGUAAUAGUGUAUCAUUGUAAAUGACUGACUGAGGGACACUGGACUGAUGAUUCCUUCCCAGUGUGUUGGGUCAGUCUGUGGUGUGACUGUGUUAAAUCAUCGCAACCACAUCUGAACAUGUAGUAUUAUUAUUAUUUUGUUUCUUAAUCAACAUAUUCUUUCCUUCCCUGUCUUUCUCCUUCUUUGCUUAUUGGUUUAUUCCUGGAUAUGUAAAUAAAAAUACAAUUUUGUAAGGAAAUGCC
Molecule: messenger RNA, 2818 nt
Organism: Salvelinus fontinalis (brook trout)
Lineage: Eukaryota; Metazoa; Chordata; Actinopteri; Salmoniformes; Salmonidae
Product: sterol regulatory element-binding protein 1-like
Exons: 3
Coding region: 21-716 (231 amino acids)
Biological process (GO): regulation of transcription by RNA polymerase II
Cellular component (GO): nucleus
Molecular function (GO): DNA-binding transcription factor activity, RNA polymerase II-specific; RNA polymerase II cis-regulatory region sequence-specific DNA binding
Source: RefSeq, a predicted model, not a curated record